AUGGACCGUGAAACCAGUACAAGCUACUACAUCCUGGAGCGGGUGCUGCUUGAUGAAAGCGCAGAGCCCACGAGCCUGCCGUUAUCACUUCUGCAACACAUAACGAAUCAUUUCUCUCUUGAUAACGAAAUUGGCAGGGGCGGGUUUGCAGUAGUUUAUAAGGGAAUGGUUGGGAAAGGUAUGGUCGCCGUAAAGAAGCUGUCCAACACAUUUGUUCUUCAUGAGAAUAAAUUUCAUGAAGAGGUCAGAUGCCUGUUAAAUGCCAAGCACAAGAAUAUUGUAAGGUUUCUGGGCUAUUGUGCUGAGACUCAAGGUAAAAUGCAAAAGUUUGAGGGGGAGGAUGUCAUGGCAGAACAACGGAACUGGUUGCUCUGUUUUGAGUAUGUAUGCAAUGGGAGUCUCGAUACGCACAUUACCGAUGCAACCUGUGGACUUAAUUGGAGGGAACGUUAUCGAAUUAUUAAGGGGAUAACUGAGGGUUUGGUUUUUCUUCAUGAGAGGCGAAUUCUUCACUUAGACCUUAAGCCAGCUAAUAUUUUACUUGAUGGUCACAUGGUACCGAAAAUUGCCGACUUUGGUCUCUCCAGACGCCUCGGUGAAGAUCAAACCCGUGUGAUUACUGAAAACAUAAGUGGAACUCUGGGAUAUAUGGCUCCAGAAUACAUGAGAUCAAAACAAAUUGCAUUUACUUCAGACAUAUAUAGUCUUGGGGUCAUAAUCAUGGAGAUAUUGACAGGACCGAAGCUGUAUCUCAACGAAGAUGAUGUAAGAACAGUGUAG
Lolium rigidum is the source of this 780-nucleotide messenger RNA. Its product is annotated as cysteine-rich receptor-like protein kinase 7. The record is from RefSeq and is a predicted model, not a curated record. Bases 1 to 780 code for a protein of 259 amino acids. NCBI's taxonomy places the organism in Eukaryota, Viridiplantae, Streptophyta, Magnoliopsida, Poales, Poaceae. The transcript is spliced from 4 exons. Gene Ontology annotation, biological process: protein phosphorylation. Gene Ontology annotation, molecular function: protein kinase activity; ATP binding.